Dermacentor silvarum is the source of this 2125-nucleotide messenger RNA. Its product is annotated as 4-pyridoxate dehydrogenase-like. Gene Ontology annotation, molecular function: oxidoreductase activity, acting on CH-OH group of donors; flavin adenine dinucleotide binding. Bases 264 to 2102 code for a protein of 612 amino acids. The transcript has 11 exons. NCBI's taxonomy places the organism in Eukaryota, Metazoa, Arthropoda, Arachnida, Ixodida, Ixodidae. The record is from RefSeq and is a predicted model, not a curated record.
CUACUCUCAAGACAUUACUGGGCAGGCUCAGCACGUCAAACGUUGACCCUGCUGGCCCCACCGGAAGCGUUUCGAACUGUGUCUGUUCAGGCUUUAGCGGAAAUUCCAAAAGCAAAAGUGCCUGUGACUGCAGCAGGCGAGCCAGUCAUCGGUAAUAGCUAUCGACCACGUGACCGUCAUCCGCCACGCACUCACAAGCAGUUGCCUCGUUUGCAAGCUAGUGCCCGUACGUGCUGUUUUGCAGCUAAACGCUUGACAAAAAGAUGGCUUCCCUAAUGGAUAUGGUGUGGGACACUGCGGCCCACAUCCUCAGCGCAUUUGGCUUCCGUUUUGGAGGACUGCUUUUAUUUCUCGGUUUUCUGGUGACCCUAUUUGAGGUGGCGAACCUGCCCACCGAUCUGUUCGUCGACAAGCUCAUCCUCCUUGAAGAGUAUGACUACGUGAUCCUUGGUGGAGGCUCCGCAGGAUGCGUGCUGGCCAAUCGCCUGUCGGCCGACCAAAGCAAGAUGGUGCUGCUACUGGAGGCCGGUGGCAUGGAGGAUGCUUUCUCGCAGGUUCCACUGUUCGCGCCGCUGCUCAUCGGUGGUAGAUUCGACUGGAAAUACCUUCCUGAACCGCAGGAGUACGCAUGCCUCUCUAUGGAGCAUCAGAGGUGCCCGUGGGCCCGUGGCAUGGCUAUGGGUGGGUCUAGCGCAAUAAAUUUUAUGUUCUAUGUUCGAGGAAACCGGCGCGACUACGACAUAUGGAGGGACGACUUCGGAGCGCACGGUUGGUCUUACGAGGACGUGUUGCCGCACUUCAUGAACAUUGAGACGUCGAGCGUGCCAGACCAUGAUGAGCUUUAUCGUGGAACUACCGGUGAAAUGCCCGUGAUGUACGCGAACACGCAAACACGUCUGAGCGAAGUGCUCUUGGAAGCUUGCGAGGAGAAUGGCUACCCUAUCAUCGACUACAACGGAAGAUCUCAAGCAGGCUGCUCUAGACUGCAAGCCAAUGUGUUCGACGGUGAGCGCCACAGCGCCAGCAGGUCCUUUAUCACGCCAAUCCUCGACAGACGCAAUUUGCACAUUUCGCUGUGGAGCCGGGCUACGAAGGUGCUUUUUGAAAAAGACCGCGCUGUUGGAGUACGUUUCCUCAAAAAUGGUUGGAUGCGCACUGUCGGGGCGUUGCGCGAGGUCGUUAUCGCGGCCGGCGCAGUCGGAUCUCCACAGUUGCUCAUGCAUUCCGGUGUUGGACCUCGGCCUGAUCUUGAGAAGCUGAUGAUUCCUGUUCUGGCUGACCUGCCGGUAGGCAACAACCUUCAGGACCAUAUGCACGUCGAGGGCAUCUCUGGCACGAUCCGUCAUCCUGACGGAAUAGAACUUUUCCGGCCGUCCACGGUGCUGAACUACAUGUUCAGGCGGACAGGUCCAUUUUCUAUUCCUGGAUCCGUUGAGGCUCUUGCAUUUGUUAGCACGCCGUAUGUGAAUGCAUCGCUGGAAUUCCCGGAUGUUGAGAUCGUCCUGCAGUCCCUCCCUUCUUCAGCGGUUCCCUUGGAAUACUAUCUGACAAACAUGGAUCUCCGAAAAGACGUGUACGAUCAAUACUUCCUGCCCAAACGCGGACAUCACGGGUUCGCACUGGCUCCAGUGAUGAACAGGCCGAAAUCGAGAGGUUACGUGAAACUGAGGACAGCGAACCCGCUGGACCAACCCAUCAUUGACCCAAUGUAUUUGACGCAUCCUCACGAUCUUGCGGUGGCAGUUGAAGGGGUCAAGAUAGCGCUACGACUCAUGGAGAGCGACGCCAUGCGGGCCCUCAAAGCGAAGCCUUGGGACAUCCCUCUAGAUGCGUGCGUCCAUGCAGGCCCCAUAUGGAGUGACCCCUACAUAGCCUGCCUUGUACGCCACAUGGCUCACACCACGUGGCACGCCUGCUGCACGUGUCCCAUGGGUUCCGACGAAAGGGCCGUGGUGGACCACAGGCUCAGGGUUCGCGGCCUGAAGAGCCUUCGCGUCGUGGACGCAUCUGUCAUGCCAACAAUAGUAACUGGGAACCUCAACGCACCUGUGAUGAUGAUCGCCGACAAAGCAGCGGCUAUGAUUCUACAAGAUAAUGCGUAGCUAGUAUUUCUUUAUUUAUGCAU